Archocentrus centrarchus (flier cichlid) is the source of this 1583-nucleotide messenger RNA. It is a transcript of the gene saga, whose product is annotated as S-antigen; retina and pineal gland (arrestin) a. Gene Ontology annotation, biological process: G protein-coupled receptor internalization; signal transduction. Gene Ontology annotation, cellular component: photoreceptor outer segment; photoreceptor inner segment. Lineage: Eukaryota; Metazoa; Chordata; Actinopteri; Cichliformes; Cichlidae. Gene Ontology annotation, molecular function: G protein-coupled receptor binding. The record is from RefSeq and is a predicted model, not a curated record.
CAGUCAAGUCUGUGUCCGUCUCUGUGUGGAGGUUUGUGGGGAAGGAAGGAGGGAGGGAGGCAUUCAGGCCAGGUCAAAGUUCACAGCUAGGUCACCUGAUUGGCUGAGCGAUGCCGUGACGGGCAGCAGGUGUUUACAUAUAGAGUCUCAGCGACCGACUCCUGUUUCCUCCUCUGAUCCAGCCUCGGCACACCUCUGCAGCACAGUGAGGAAGGUGAGAAACACCUGAGACGCUUUUAACAGGAUUAGUCGAGCUGAGUCUGAUCGAACAUCUGAGUCAUCUCAGCGUAAUAAAUCAUCACGAGGAAGUCGUUUAUCCGGACAAACGAACGAGCGAGUCAUUCUCUGGCACCGCCGGCCAGCGUCCGUCAGUCUGAACCAUGAGUUCCAAAAACGUGAUUUUCAAGAAGAUUUGCAAAGACAAGUCGGUGAUUGGAGUCUACAUGGGGAAAAACUUUGUGGACCGUGUGGACUCUGUGGACCCAGUGGAUGGCGUCAUCCUCAUUGAUCCGGAGGCCCUGCAGGGGAGGAAAGUGUUCGUCACGCUGGCGUGCACUUUUCGCUACGGCAGAGAUGACAUGGAUGUGAUCGGGAUUGAUGCCUUCCGCAGGGAGCUGUACCUGUCCACCCGGCAGGUGUACCCGCCCCUGCAGGACCGCGAGAAGGGGAUCCACAGCAAAGUGCAGGCCAAGCUGCUGCGCAAGCUGGGGAACAACGCCUACCCGUUCUUCUUCGAGUUUCCCGAUAACCUGCCUUGCUCAGUGGCUCUCCAGCCAGCACCCAAUGAUGUUGGAAAGCAAUGUGCUGUGGAGUUUGAGAUUAAGGCGUUCAGCGCUGAGAGCCAGGACGCCAAAGUCCGCAAAAGGAGCACAGUGAAGCUGAUGAUCAGGAAGGUGCAGUACGCCCCGGAGGGCGAGGGGAUCGCGCCCUGCGUCGAGACCUCCAAGGACUUCGUGAUGUCGGAGAAACCCUGCCACAAGGCCAGUUUGGAAAAAGAGGUUUAUUAUCACGGUGAGCCCAUCAAAGUUCACGUCAGCGUCACAAACAACUCCAGCAAGAACAUCAAGAACAUCAUCCUCUCCGUUGACCAGGUUGCCACGGUGGUUUUGUACUCCAACGACAGCUACGUCAAAUGUGUGGAAAUCGAGGAUUCUGGGGACUCGGUGUCUCCCGGAGCGACGCUGCAGAAAGUCUACACGAUGCUUCCUCUGCUGGCCAACAACAGGGAGAGGAGGGGCAUCGCUCUGGAUGGCAAACUGAAGCACGAAGACACCAACCUGGCUUCAUCGAGCAUCAUCAAAGAGGGCGUGCUGAAGGAGGUCCUGGGCAUCAUGGUCUCAUACCGAGUCAUGGUGAAGCUCAUCGUUGGAGGGAUGAUGGGAUCGAGUGAAGCGGUCUGGAAGUUUCCCUUCAAACUGAUGCAUCCCAAACCUGAUGCAGUCAAACGUACAUCCAGGAGGGAGGAGAUCGUGUUCCAGGAAUUCAAGCGGUCCUACCUGAAGGGGAUCGUCGGCGAUGAUGACGAUGAGGAAGGCAACAUCGGGGGUGACGACAUGGCGCCCAAAGAAAAUAGAGGAGAGUGA